UCAUCCUUUUUUUUUCUUCCUCUCCGGGCAGAUAAGCUGAUAAACCAGAGAAAACAACAAUGGCAACAUUGGUCACUUUCGGAAGUAGUUCAGCUCUUAGGUUUAGCAAACCAGAGGCUCUAAAGGCAAGGCCAUCUCUGCCACUUCUGGGUUCUCUUUCUUCCCAACUCUCCGGCAUCAAAAUCUCCUACAACCUGCCUCCUCUAAAGCCCGUAUCCUCUCCUUUCUCUCCAGCUCUCCAGCCUGUUGCUCGAAGAAUAUGCCCUUUUACCGGGAAGAAGGCGAACAAAGCUAACCAUGUUUCUUUCUCGAACCAUAAGACAAAGAGAUUGCAGUUUGUGAACCUCCAAUACAAGAAGGUGUGGUGGGAAGCUGGUAAACGCUAUGUGAAACUGCGUUUGUCAACCAAGGCGUUGAAGACCAUAGAGAAGAAUGGACUGGAUGCUGUUGCUAAGAAGGCCGGAAUAGAUCUUCGCAAGGAAUGAUAAGGUACUUGGCUUCUGGGUUCCGUUUGUAGCUCGAAAACUAUAUUCCGAGAAAACGAAAUUGUUGGUAAACCUUUCCCUAAUUCCAAUUAUUUUCCCCUUCUGGUUUAAGAUGGUUGAAAUCUCAGUUGCAAAA
This is a messenger RNA of Hibiscus syriacus, 621 nucleotides long. RefSeq names its product 50S ribosomal protein L28, chloroplastic-like. Bases 60 to 485 code for a protein of 141 amino acids. Gene Ontology annotation, molecular function: structural constituent of ribosome. Gene Ontology annotation, biological process: translation. Gene Ontology annotation, cellular component: ribosome. The transcript has 2 exons. The record is from RefSeq and is a predicted model, not a curated record. Lineage: Eukaryota; Viridiplantae; Streptophyta; Magnoliopsida; Malvales; Malvaceae.